This is a messenger RNA of Fusarium subglutinans, 960 nucleotides long. RefSeq lists its product as uncharacterized. The record is from RefSeq and is a predicted model, not a curated record. The transcript has a single exon. NCBI's taxonomy places the organism in Eukaryota, Fungi, Ascomycota, Sordariomycetes, Hypocreales, Nectriaceae. The coding region runs from base 1 to 960 and encodes 319 amino acids.
AUGGAGGGAAUUUUCGGCUUCUAUGCUCAGCUAGAACCACCAGUAGAACAAUACUGGGGUCUACCACUACGAUGGAUUGGCUGUCAACUCUCAAACCUGGAUAAUAAGAAUGUUUAUCAAGUCGCGAAAGCGCAGCAUGAUGAUGUCGUGGGUGCUAUUCUGUGGGCAAUGUUAUGGGAGCCAGCGUGGAGUGACAUCCACAUUUCAAAGACUGGAUUUGCCAAGAGGGACGGCUUUCCAACGUGGUCAUGGUCCGGCUGGAAAGUCGGAGUGAGAUGGAACUUCUUGGACAACGUCAAGCAUCUGGAAAAGAGCUUCAAAGUGCCUCUGUUUGCGGAAACAACAGCAGGGGGAGUCGUGGAACUUAACGACGCGCUCGCACGGUCGCUCACUUCUGGUGGAUCUUACGCAAGUUUGGGGUUGACCUGUAUCUUGAGAAUAACAACCAAGGUUUUCGAUGUGCCUUUCAUAGAACGCGCGCCCUAUAGGCCCACGAAAACCUGGGCAAAGAACGACUCGUUUCCUACAAGACGCAAAAGCCAGCACUGGGUCACCAAGGAGGAUCACUCCCUCGAAGGCAAAUGGACUCAUUUUGUUGUUCAAAAGAACAUUGGAACGCUUGAAAGAGGGAUUGUGUGGUCGUUGGAUCUUACGGGUGGCGGGGCUGCAAGUGUUUCACACCUUGCUUUCGACACCGACACCAUCGGCCUCAAUCCCAUGACACUCCGAUGUAUAGUUAUAAGUUACGAUUACGGGAUGAUUGUGCAGUCCAGCAAUGGCAUCUCUAGGCGAGUCGGGCUGUUGCGCUUCGAAGGGGAGUUCUUCGAGAAUGGUCGAAUAAGUACUGACAACUACGGGCACCACGAUGAUAGCGUGAUAUGGCCAUGGACUGCCUCGGUCCAGAGUAGAGAUCUUAGAGACCACUUUCCUGGUGUGGAGCGGACUGUACGUCUAGGCUAG